This is a messenger RNA of Cydia fagiglandana, 831 nucleotides long. RefSeq lists its product as uncharacterized. Lineage: Eukaryota; Metazoa; Arthropoda; Insecta; Lepidoptera; Tortricidae. The record is from RefSeq and is a predicted model, not a curated record. The coding region runs from base 4 to 831 and encodes 275 amino acids. The transcript is spliced from 4 exons.
AGUAUGGCGCAUGAGAAGGGAUCUAAAGGAUUAAAUGAUGAUUAUAAGGAACGUCUGCAUAAGUUUUUCUCUUCGACCGAGGAUUUGAUCAAGCUUAUGAUAAUGGAAGAUGAAAACAUUUUGAUGCAUGGAGACUUUAGGACAAGCAAUCUAAUGCACAGGCGUCGCAAAGGAAAGCUGGAGAUAGUUCCUCUAGACUACCAAAUCAUAAGGAAUGGAAAUCCAGUAUCCGACCUCAUGUAUUUCGUCUUCUCCGGCUCUGAUGAGGAGUUCCGCCGUUGCCACUACCAGAGGCUCAUGGACCACUACUUCACGCAGCUGACCUUGGCGCUGCGGCAGCUUCAUGUGGACGUGGAGAAGGUGUACCCUAGGGAGACGUUUGACGCUGACCUGAUUAGGAUGAGACCCCUAGGUCUAUUCCUAGGUCUAUUAAUGGUGGGGAUAGUGACUGUGGCCCCAGAAGAUGCGCUGAAUGUGGAUAGCGACAUUAACAUGAUAAUGCAGUUGCGGUGGUGUGGCCAUGUUUCGAGGAUGUCUGAGAGUCGGGUAGCGAAGCGCAUUUUCUACUCUGAGCUGCAGGACGGCAAGCGGAAACCAGGCGGCCAAUUCCUCCGUUAUAAGGAUGUUCAAAAGAGGCACAUGAGGCGAUGCAAUACUGACCCCUCUGAGUGGGAAGCGCAAGCGGCGAAGCAUCCGGAGUGGAGACGGAUGGUGCAUUUAAAGGUUGAUGAUUUUGAAGAGCGGAGGAGGGUAGGCCUUGAUAAUAAACGAGAUGCUCUAAAGGCCCGACCACCUACAGCCUUCACCUAUCAUACGUUGAAGGAGUCCUGA